UACCUCACAAAGACUUUAAACUGCACAGUGUGUCAGAAAAAACACGAGUCUGCGAGAUUAAAGAGACGAAACUCGUCUUAAAGCUUCGUGCUUCAGGAAGCUUCCCAUUCAGCUUCUGUGAUGCGGCCUUUUGUGUUUGUUUCACAAACACUCCAACAGGACUCUUGUCGCUGGCCUAAAGUAGUCCAAACUAUGCAGCUACAAACAACAGGUGUGGAGGAUGAGCCCCAGCAAGGCGACCAGGAAGAAAGUCGGCAGGCAGCAGCAGUUCAACAAUGUGGUGGCGUUUGACCCCGAAACACUGACUGAGAUCAAAGGUCUUUUUAGUAAAGUUAGAACUUAUGUGAAACCAUCCAAUGUUGGAUGGAACAUCCCUGACCCAAAUGUUGCUCUCAGACAUCCUGGAAAGGAGCAUAGUCGGCUGCAGUCCCUGAAGGUAUCGCUGAACGCCGUGAAGAACCAGCUCAGUGACAAGAAUGUCCAGGUCUGGCAUCAGCACACCAACUCCACCAACCGCGCCGGGAAGGUCAUCACUGCUGUCCGUUCUGCUGCCAACGCGGAGAUCUGCACUCAGGCCUGGUGCAAGUUUUAUGAGAUCCUGGGAAGUUUUAAUUUACUUCCAGAGGAGGCCCUUCAUGAUGGGGAGCUGAACACGGUGCACCUGUGUGAAGCUCCAGGAGCCUUUAUAACCGCUCUAAACCACUACAUUAAAACCAGCGAGUCCACGCGCUAUUGCGACUGGAGCUGGGCUGCCAACACCCUCAACCCGUACCACGAGGCUAACGGGGGGAGCACAACCAUCGCAGAUGAUCGGUUAAUCGCUAACACGCUGCCCUGGUGGUUCUUUGGCUCAGAUAACACGGGUAACAUCAUGCUCCAGAAGCAUUUGUUGGAGCUGCAGGCGUUUGUGGCUAACAUGCGUAGAGUUGAUGUGGUGACGGCAGAUGGUAGUUUCGACUGCCAGGAGAACCCUGAUGAGCAGGAAGCCCUGGUAGCGUCACUGCAUUACUGCGAGGUCACAGCUGCACUGUUGCUCCUCAGCCCCGGCGGCUCCUUUGUGCUGAAAAUGUUCACUCUGUAUGAACAUUCCUCCAUCUGUCUUCUCUACCUGCUGAACUGCUGCUUCCACUCUGUCAACGUCUUCAAACCUGCCACCAGCAAAUCCGGGAACUCCGAAGUUUAUGCCGUGUGUCUGAACUACAACAGCAAGGAGGCUGUGAGGCCUCUGCUCUCAAAGCUCAUUCGUAAUUACGGACCACUCAUGGCUGACAGAGAGGCACUUUUCCCAGAUUCUGUAAUCCCACAGUCAUUUGUAACACAGCACGAAGAGGUGUGCUCGUACUUCCACACACUUCAGGUGGAGACGAUCACAGAAAACCUGCGACUAUUUGAAGGGAUGAGCACAGAGCAGAGGCAGCGGCUCGACCACAUCAGGGAUUGUACGGCUCAGGAAUACCUGCAACGAUUCCAGGUGAGCUUCCUUUCACGGAGUCGAUGGAUAUCUCGUAACACGGUGAGUCCUGCUUGUUGCAGCGUCUCAGCGGGGCGACCUCUGGGACCGAAAAAGCAAACAGUCUCCUUCAAUGAGCGGAGGGAAUUGCAGACCCUGAGCUGGAGGGAGCGCAUUGAGAGAGGUUGCCAUGCCGCCUGGAUACAGAGACACUGCACUGAGAUCAGCGGAGCAGGCUGCAUGCUGGAAGGACCCUACGAAGACUGUCACAUUGACUCCUGGUAUGUAGUUGUCGGCGCUGCACUGCCUGCAGUCAGGAACUCUCCGUUCUGUGAAGGAGGAUUGUUGAACCACUUGAAUGAAGCUCUUGUGGACACAGCUGAAAGAUCAGCAGUAGACUGGACUCGUGUGUCUCCCUGUGAGUCUUGCCAUGUGGUCUGCACUGCUUCCAUCUUGUCAGAUGUGGCUGGUCUUUGCAAUUUCACAAUUGACAGUGAAGGCAACAAGAAGAAGAAGCAGUGUCUGGUGUUUGGCAGUCGCUCACUGUGGGAUUCCUGUGAGAGCCAAAUUGGGAAUUUAGUGUUGACAUUUUCUGGGGAGCUUUCAUUACCUCAAAGAGGCUCCAUCACACUGCACGACGGGGAGCUGCUGUACCAGCACGAGCUCUUGGGCUGCGUUGUGUUUUCCCUGCAGAGCCUGCACCCUGGGGAUGUCCUCCUGCUGCCUGUGUUUUCAGCCCUCACUCGUGUCACUGCAGCAGUCGUCCUCUGCCUGCAUGUGUGUUUUCGCACUGUCACGUUCAGGAGUCCGCCCCCUUCAGGUGCAGUCGGAGCAGUGCUCGUGUGUGUUGGCUUCUACCCUGAAGCGGCUACCCAAAUACUCCCAGUCCUUACUGACAUCCAUAAUUACAUGGGUCAGCUUUUAGGAGGAGAAGAGGACACAGGUAAAAAUCCAUCUUCUGGAUAUGACAGACAGGUGUUACAAUUCGUCCCCAUGGAGGAUUUGCUGACAGGAGGACUGAUGGAGUUCUUGUGGACCAUGAACUCUGAAAUCAUCCAACAGAAGCUGCAUUUACUCAUAUAGGCAUAGUGCAGAUUAGUGAACUGUGACUGUGACAAACGUUAUCCCCUCAUUAUUUUGCAGGCUUUAUUCAUAUUGAAUCAGCAGUGUGAAUGAACUUAAUGAAGUUAGAGUUAAAGUCACCAAAUAAGUUUUAUAAGUUGAUAUUGAGGCUAAUGACGCUUUUGCAGCAGAGAUUAAGUGCUACAUAUUACACUAUGCUUUCAGUGCUUUUGAAUUAUUAUGGCCUCUUCCCCUCCACUUGAUAAGGUGGUGUUUUUGAUUCAGUAUGAAAGGGGUUCCUCUGUUACUUACUGUAAGAAAUUAAAAUUAUUGAGUUUAGAAGGACGCAGUGGCAAAGGUUUAAAGUGGACACUGGAAUUUUAAGUUAACACAAAGCUGGAAAUUGUAUUGAGUUUUGACCAUUGGCCGUAUAUGAAAUCUUAAAGCAAACGGAAAACAACAGGCAGUGUGGCAAUAAAAUAUUUGAGUCAGGCCGAUACAUUGCCAUGGCCAAUAUUAUAAUAUUGCAUCAUACAAUUUCAGCUUAUUGCAGGUAUAUUUAUCAGCAUAUAUUGUAUGUGCCAACCAAUAACAAAGAAAUGAGCUGUACUGACAUGUCAAAGAAAGUAAUGACAAAUUUAUUUUACCCAACUCAGUACAAAUCUUGGCCACAAUUAAAAAUAAAAUAACACAUUUAGGGGAUCCUAAUGUAAAAAAAAUGUUUUUAAUGAUAAAUAUGUUUGCUGAUAUGCUGUUAUCAGACUUUUCUUCUUUACAUUAAAGUUGCACUAAUCAAUAUUUUUAUAUUAACAGUGGGUCAGGUGCCUUGUGUGUUUAAGGUGAAAGGACUUGCUCGUAGUGACAAAUCAAUCAAGAAUUAUCACCAAACUCUGCAUUUCUCCUCUGCUCUUUGGGUCCUUUUGGUGUCUUUUAGCUCAUUGUUUUGAUUUUUCUGGUCCAUGAUCUUCCUGUUUUGGUUCUGUUUGGCUGCUCUCAUCAAUGUCCAACUGCAGAGAGAGAAAGUUAGCUAAUAGCUGGUGAAAGUGGAACAUGUAGCAGCUAGACAGCGAGAUAUUUCCCUCAGGAGUUGAUGAAGAGCAAAACAGAAUAUCAGGCUUAAAUUCAUCAGAGGGACACAAACACGACUCCAAAUUAAAGCUAAUGUUGUUCCGUGUCUGCUGGUUGAGUAAAUAUGCAACUCUUUGCUAACACAUUUACCAUAACAGCUUCAUAAGAUGAUGAUAUGUCAAUUUUUUGUUUACAGUUUGUUCUGUUGUUCCCAAGUGGCCACUAGAAAUAAAAUGAGCAUACCGCUUUAAAUAUCAAUAUUAGCCUAAAAAAUCAUGGAUUUCAAACUCUAAACAAAACACUUAAGUUUUGGAAGAUACCUUCUAAUUGAGCUAAAAUCUGUAAUAAAAAAAGAUGCCGUAAUUAGUCAAUUUAUCGGACACAUGUACCACAUCUAGUUCAUCCAUCCUUUCAUUCACUGUACCCACAUAUUCUUCAUCAGGCUGACUGUGGCAGAGUUUACACCAUCAUGUGAUAACCUUUACUGUAAAUUAAGCUGGUCAGGUCUCAACUUCACCCUGUCAUCGUUAUAAUUUCAGUUAUAACACAAAGUUAACUAUGCAUCAUAAACCACCACUGACAACCUGCAGGCAAGAACAAUGUUGUCUGAUGACACAAACUUGCAAUGCAAGUGAAAAUUAAAUGUACUUUAAGCAUUUGAUCAACAUAACUCAUCUGUAACUAAGGGAUUUUAGGGGAUGUUGAAUAAACAACAGUCCUCAGCAACAAACCUGUCAGUCACAGAUGGUUUGUGUGAAACCCACAUCAGAUGACUUGAAAUUCACCCUCGAGUGCUUGUUGUCUUUGGCAACUCUUUAUUUUGUGCCCGGAUGUUUCGGAUCUUUUUGCCUUUUAGCCAUCAUGCAGCUUACAGGCAAGUUUCUCUCUUGUGGACAGUCUGGGCGCUCUUAAGUGUUUCAUACUACAUAAAGGAUACAGCUGGGAAAAUGGUAAGAAAGUACACAUGUAUAUAGAUAUUGGUUUUUGGUUUUUAAUAUCAAUGCCAUGUAACUGAGGUGUUUAUUUUCAUAUAAGAAAUAAAAAGUACACUGAUGAAUA
Molecule: messenger RNA, 4639 nt
Organism: Scomber scombrus (Atlantic mackerel)
Lineage: Eukaryota; Metazoa; Chordata; Actinopteri; Scombriformes; Scombridae
Gene: cmtr2
Product: cap methyltransferase 2
Exons: 3
Coding region: 221-2533 (770 amino acids)
Biological process (GO): 7-methylguanosine mRNA capping
Cellular component (GO): nucleus; cytoplasm
Molecular function (GO): methyltransferase cap1 activity
Source: RefSeq, a predicted model, not a curated record